GUUGUGACAGCAGACGACGGGGCGGAGGUCGUGGCAGGUCGUGUGGCAGGUCGUGGCAGGUCGUGGCAGGUCGUGGCAGGUCGUCCUUUACCUCACACCCUCACAGCCUCCCCAAAGAGAAGAUACACCCACAGAAACCUCGAGGAAAAAGGGGAAGCUGAGGGGAGGAACAACGUCAAAGAUAACCAAAGGUCGAAGAAAUUGAUGCUUGAUGAAUGAUAAGACGUAGAUUAGCAAGAAGAGGAUCUUGAGUUAGAAGGAGUUAUCUUCGCAAGGUGGGGAGAGUAUGGAGGAAGGUGGACCAGCUGAAGGGAAGGAUGGAAGUCAGAAUGAAGACAAGGGCCCAGAGGGUGCAGAAGGGACAGUGGAGAGUGCACAGGCCAAAGCAUGCAGUGCUGAUGUGCAGAACAGCAUAGACUCAAAAGGACGGGAAGGGAAGGAAGGAUACCCCUUACACUGGCUUGUCUGGCACAAUGACUAUCGCAAUUUGGAAACUGAGCUUGCUUCAGGAAAGCAUGAUAAGGAAUUAAAAGACUUCAGAGGGCGCACACCUCUCAUGCUUGCGGUUACUCUUGGCCACCUUGAGGCAACAAGAACACUCUUGAAGUACAACUGUAAUGGGAAUGUCGAGAAUGCAGAUGGAUGGACAGUUGUGCAAGAAGCAACAGCCACUGGUGAUCCUGAAAUCCUGAAGGUGGUGUUGGAAGGUAGAGACGUGGAACGCUAUUCCUCCCGAGUUGCUGGGAUACCUACGCUCUUGGAAAAGCUCAAAGAGGCUCCUGACUUCUACGUGGAAAUGAAGUGGGAAUUCACAAGCUGGGUGCCUUUGGUUUCACGCAUGUGCCCAAGUGACACCUACAAAGUAUACAAGAGUGGGUCCAGUGUGCGUAUAGACACAACACUCCUAGGAUUUGAUCAGACUAGCUGGCAGAGGGGGAACCGCAGCUAUAUUUUCAAUGGCCAAGUUGAUGGAGCUACCAUGAUGGAGGUAGAUCAUGAGACAUGUCAGGUUUAUAUCGAGAAUAUGCGUACUCUUACAACAGAGCAGGCCUUAGCAACCAUGCGACCUCACCCAGCAAUGGUCUCCCAUAGGCUGACUACCCCUAUUGCUACCACAUAUAUUGACACUGAUAAGAUAAGUUUUGAAAGAGAUAAAGCUGGGAUAUGGGGAUGGAGGAGUGACAGGACAGAGAAUGUUAAUGGCCACGAUUGUAAGGUAUUUUCCGCGACAAAUGUAGAGCUUGUCACCAAGACCCGAACAGAGCACUUGACAGACGCAGAGAAGGAAAAAUCACUGCCUCGGAGUCCUCUGCAAUCAUUCCUCAACAUUGCAGAGGUUGAAGAGAAACAGAAUUCACCUUCAUCUUCGGAAGGGAGUGAAUCCUACAACUUUAACAACCCAACUAAUAUCACUGCAGAGGAAUAUUUCAAUCCAAAUGUUGACCUUCAAGGCAGGGAUAUCGGUCGUCCUAAAGAGGUUGUCAAGAAGGUACAAAACUUCAAGGCUCACUUGUGGCUAGCCGAGGAAUAUCCGCUGAAGCUCCAGGAACAGGUCAUGCCCAUUGUGGACCUCAUGGCCAUCACGUCAACUCACUUCGCUAAGCUAAAGCAUUUCAUCCAGAUGCAACUCCCCAGUGGCUUCCCUGUCAAGAUUGAAAUCCCACUCUUCCAUGUUCUGACAGCAAGAAUUACCUUUGGAAAUAUUUUUGGAGUCGACGAAAGUGUUGAUAAAGUAUCUACAGUAAAGGAAGAUGACAGGGUAACUUGUGUAAUAGAUGAGACAGUCUUUGAGCCACCACCAAGCUACACAAAAAUAGGUCACUCUGACCAGCAGCACCUGCAGAUGAGCAUGGACGAGGACGAUGCCUUGCUACAAUAUGCUAUUCAGCAAUCCUUGGUAGAGGCUGGCACCGAGCAAGACCAGGUAGACAUCUGGGAGGCACUUCAGGCCGAGCAUCGACCCGCUCCAAGAGUGCCAGGGUGUAACUCCAGGUCAGGGUCAUCCCCAAAUACUCCCGCACACUUGUCACUACAAGCAGUAGAGGAUGCACAGUUGCAGAGGGCCAUUGAGGAAUCUUUAGCUUUGAGUAUAGGUGUGACAAACAUCAGAAGUUCCCAGGAGGAGAUAAGUACCAGUGAGAAUGCAGAAGUAGCUGUCCCAGGGGGACUGGCCUUGACCCCUGGAGGUAGCAUCGUGGACUCAGAAAUGGCUAUGGCUCUGUCGCUAUCCCAACAGCAACAGGAGGAGGAGGAGGCUCGUAAAAGGCAAGAGGAGGAAACACUAAAGCGCAUCCUGGAGCUCUCCCUCACAGAAAAAUAAUGCUGGGCAUGUUGUAGACCACACAGACUUCUUUAGAAAUUGGUGAUGGGCUCUGUUGCAGAUAAGUGACAAGAGAGAAUUAGCAGUGAUUCUUUUCAGAAUGAAUUGGUUUAAGUAACUGUCAAAUAAAUUGCUGUCAAAUAGAUUUUUAAAAAAUCAUUACCAGUUCACUGAAAAGGAUCAAAGUAGAAAUGUUUGGUGACAGCAAUAGGGAAAAACAGAGACCCAAGAUGGAGAUUUUGAUAUUUGAUUAUAGAAAAGAAAGCAAUUUGUAAGUUGUUUUAGCCAUGGUGAAAGAUCCAUGAUGACUUAUAGUGCCUCUUCAUAGCAUCUUUGUAUAUCAGGAUUAUUUCUUUAAAAUGACCCUGAAAUCAUGUAGUGAAGUUUUUGCACAUGCAUUUAUGCUUUAUUUAAAGCACAAUAUAUUAGUAAAGAAUGUAGCUCACGUCUUCAUACUGCAUUUGAGCUGAUUGCUUGAAGUUAAUAGGUACUGGAUUUUUUCAAUUUGAUAGGCAUUUUAUAAUGUGAUACAACUUGGAUGCUUUAAGCAUAGCAGUUAAUAUGUCUAAAUUUUUUGUCUUGUACAUUAUUCUGAUUCUUUGAAGAUUGGAUUUCAUUUUCUUUUUAUUUUCUGUAAAUGUGCAGCUUGAGCCUUGUAUGUAUUGUCAGUGACAGUUCUGAUAUCUAAUAUGAUGAGGAAACUAUAUCCUGUUAGUAAUGUGGGACUACAGUCUUCUGAACUUUCUUAAUUGCCUGGUUGCUUGUUAUGCCAACUUGGUAGUGCAUUCAGUUUGAAUGUAAGCAUCUUGACCACUUUUCUACCUGUUUCAAUGAUCUUGGUAUGUGUUAGGUUAGUACAAAUAUCAAAAUAGAGUAAUGGUUCAGCAGAGAAAAUCAGAUAUGAGGUAACUGCAAGUCUGGAAGAGCUUUGAAGAAUGUAUAGCACACUUAUGACAGCUCAUGUGUUCUGCAGAUUCUUGUAUGGUGUACAUAAAUGUUAUUGGAAGAUCAGCAACUCUUAGACUGCUUUCCAUCAUCAUCAGUGCCCAGUACACCACUGUCUUGCUGUGGCCAUAUCACAAAUGUUUAUAGAUUUAAAGUCUUCUCUGCAAUAGGCCGAUUGGAUUAUUGGCUUAAUCAAGGGUCAUGUUGCUUAAUCUUGAAAAACACAUUGAGCAGGAUUUUUUGGUUGACUUUACCACGAGUCAAGUCCAGGGAAAUUUAACUUGUUUCUCCACUAAGCAUAUCAAGAGUUUACAAGUAAAAAUUCAGGGAUUGCUGUUAAUAUUGAAAGAUUACAAGCAUUAUUGUCUUAAGAUGCAAGAGAAAUAUCACUGAUACAGGGUAAAUUUGUAAUUUUGCACAAGUUAGUAAUUGGAAAGAAUUGUCAGUUUUAUAACAUUAUAGUUCAUAACAUCAGGGUAAUACUAUCGUGAUGUUUAUGCUUUAGUAGAGGGAAAACCAGUGGAUUUUGUCAUGAGAGACAAGUUUCAGCUAAAUAGCUAAGCAAGAAGCAGAGGCAGAUGUUAAGCUGUUGUAUGAAUGUCUAUAUAUUUUUUUUGUAUAUGUGUGGAAGUAUUGGUAAUAUGUCAGUUAGUAUAUUUCUACAAUACAGAAUUUGAUACUGACUGCAAAUAUAAAUGCAGGUAGUCUUGCUUUAUGAUUUUUAAUUCAGUAAAAGAUAAAUAAAUGAAUAAAUAUAUAAAUGCUCAAUGCUGAGAGUAUGGAUAUGUUAUGAGAUGUAAAUGAGAUGGAUGCUGUAAGGUUUAUCAAUAUUUCUUUUCUUUCCAAAGGCAACAAGCUACACUUUUGUGUAAUUUACAAACAAGGCAAUAGGAAUGAUGUAUGCUUCUCCUCUAUUUCACAUAGUGAAUAAAGCUUUCAACAUCAACAACUGCAAAAAGUGUUUGACAAUAUUCUACAGGAAAUAUAUUGCUCAUUUUACUGUGUAUAACCUAUGAGUAUCUGUUCGUUUUGAUGAGUAUGGACAUGAUGAACCUAAAUUUGACCUGUAGGACUGUAAUUUGCCAGUUAUCCAUAGAGUUUUGGGACUCUCCAAGCAGCAUAAUUUUGGCAAGGCUAGCACCAUUUACAAAUACUUUGACAAGUUGUCUUCUCAGUUGAUGUCGUCGGUUCAAAUGAAGAAGAGCAGUUCUGUUGCUCCAAUAUUCAGUUUUUGUUCAGAUUUUAUGGCUUGAUGAAAAUGAUGGUAAUGAAUCCCAGAAAAAAAAUGUGUACAUAUACAGGAAAAUCAUUGAGAAAAGAAUGUGUGUGCUUCUAUGUAUGAUUUCAGUAUACAGAAUGAAAAAAGUGGUUCUGAAACUGUUCUCUUUUAAUGAAGCUGUACUUUACUUUGAUUCUGCAUUUAUUUUUUCCUUUUCAAGCAGGAAUAAGAAGAGUUUAUUAAAGUGGCUGAACUGAUAGAUAGUGUAAUAUGUAAUUGAUGUUUUUAAGUACAGUGAUAAUGCAUGGUAUGUAAUUCACUGAAACUUGUAGUGCAUUAUUUUGUUUAUGAUGUUGAUAGUUACUGAAGAACAAUAUUGACUUGUGAUGUUCUUGUUUUCUUACUGCAAGAAGAUUUGAUUUUGAUUCAGAAAUUUUGUGUAUGUACGUCAACAGGAUAUUUUAUCUGCAAAAUAUUUUUACAUUUAAGAGAUACUUAAAAUGAUUUAUAAUUAUGUAUCUUCUGACAAACCAUGAUACCUCUACAGAAAGGAGACAGUAUUUCACAUAUGCAAAAAUAUGAAAUAGUACUCCCUUAUUCCUCCGGUGUGUAGUUUAUCACCAUUGGACUUAAUUUUGAGCACAUAUCACUAAUCUGUGUAAGAAAAAAAACAAAAAACAGAAGGAACUCGUGCACCCAAUAUGAAUACAUUUUCGCAGUUACACUUAUGUGGACAUAAAGUUUUGAUGCUUUUGCAGGCCAAAACAUUUUUUGUAUCUUCUGUAAAUGUGAGUUCUUUGUUUUGUUUUGCAGAUUCGUGUUCAUAUUAUUUUGCUUCAUUGUUUUUUUCCUACAUCUUGGCUACCCCUAAAGCAAGCUAAGAAAGACUGUGAUGCAUGUACGCAUAAAUAUAUAUAAUAGCAGGCAUGUGACUUGUUAAAGUCUUUGAAAUUAUAUAAUCAUAAACAAAAACACUGAUGGUUACCUGGCAUCUACAUUCACGUCUACGUUCACACACACACGCACACGCACACGCACAUGCACAUGCACAUGCACACACACAGGUGCACACGCACGCACACACACACACACACACACACACACACACACACACACACACACACACACACACACACACACACACACACACACACACACACACACACACACACACACACACAGUUAAAUUUUAAAUGAACCUUAAAAGAGAAAUUGCAUUUUAGUCCACAGUGGUAGAGUUGGUUUGGGGCCACAGGAAGUACCGCUUGGAAGAUGCAAGAAGUCAUGUUGUCUGUUUUUUCUUUGCCAAUUACUGACCAGUUUUUGUAGGUCUGUGUUGUAUGUUCUCUACUGUAUAUUUGGAUGUCAGUUUUUGCUUUGUUGAAAGAGGAAAAGGUAAAAAUAAGUUAUUGAAUAGGGAAAUCUGUGAAUUACUAGUAUUUGUACUUUUAUUUCAUUAUAUUGUAUUUCUUUAAAUGUUAAGGAAACAAACUUCAUAAAGAUAUAGGGAAGAUAAAUUGAUAUCAUAUAAUCUUUAUUGAGGAUUUUACUUUAAUAUUACUGUGAUUUUGUUAUACUGUGUUAUACAAAUUUUAUUAUUAACUGAUGUAUGUGGUAAAAAGUAAAGUAAAUUCUUCUUUGCUUGGUGUUUCAAAAGAUAUUUGUCAGUGAUUUUGAAUAUUGGUGAUAUACAUAAAAAGUUGAAUAGACUAGGAAUGGGUGAAUCAAAGUAAGGAUGUCUGUCUGUCGUCCUUCCUCUCUCUGAAUUUGUCUUUCAUUCCAUAUCAGUCAAAUAUAUUUCCAUCUGCUUCCUCUCCUUUUAAAAUGUACUUACCGUGAACCAGUAUAUCUGAAACAUGUACUUAACUCGUUGUAGGAUGUAUUGGUUUAAUUAGUUCCUAAUGUGAAAUGUGUUGAAAUUUGGCCAUGGUGGAUGAGAGGCAAUAAAUCUUUAUUUUUCACAAAUAUGUCUCGGUUUAUUUUGAGUACUAUAUAAAAAAGGGUUAGACAGAAACUAGAUAUUUCAACUUGUUUUAUUUGUUCAGAAAUUACCUGUGUCUGCUGUUUACUUACUGAAUGUUCGAUGAAUUUACUGUACCAUGUAUGUGUUAUUGUGGAUAAAGAAUUUCCUUUUUUUUCUCAAAUUGAAGGCAAACUGGAGAAUUUUUUUUAAGUACUAAGGGAUCAUGUGACAUUUAAAGAAUGUCAUUUACAGAAUUUUCUUUUGGCUUAUUUGUACAUUCUCAGAAAAAUGCCCAAUUAUGUUUAAAAGUACUACCCUAUAUAAUCUGUGGUCAACUUACAGUAUAUGACAAACCACCCUACUAAAUACUAUACUGUAGUGUAUAUUAUAUGGUGAAUAUAGAGUGUGAUGAGACUAAUUUUGGAGUUAGAAACCAUGUGUACAUCAGAUGCAUAAUGUUUUAUUAAAAAAAAAAAUAAAAAUCUGAAGAAAAAUCUUAAAACAUCAUUGUGUGUCAGGGCAAAAAAAAAAGAAAUCCAUUUGGGUUUAUACAGGAAGUUUUGCAUAUAUGGUGUGUAUCAACAUGAGGUAUUUACACAGGAAAGUAAAUAUCUACCAUAACCCUUUCCAUGAGACAUUAAGAGAGACCAUGGUUUGGAAUUAUUCACCUCAUGGUUCAAAUGUGUUAAAAUGCUUCCAACAGCCUGGUCUUGAAAUGUAGACAGUAGACGAUAUGUGACAGGGGUUUGUAAUAAAAAAUAAUCAUUCGCAGUUGCCUUUAAGUGAAGCAUCUACUGCCAAAUAUACUCAACCUUGAUAGAG
Messenger RNA from Penaeus indicus, 7269 nucleotides. Its product is annotated as ankyrin repeat domain-containing protein 13D-like. Gene Ontology annotation, cellular component: cytoplasm. The coding region runs from base 287 to 2320 and encodes 677 amino acids. The transcript is spliced from 16 exons. Gene Ontology annotation, molecular function: protein binding. Lineage: Eukaryota; Metazoa; Arthropoda; Malacostraca; Decapoda; Penaeidae. The record is from RefSeq and is a predicted model, not a curated record.